GCAUGGCUCUACCCAGACACAGUCGGGUCAACUGUGAAAGCCUGGGAUCGGGUGAUGUUGCAGCCUCUGCUCUCUAGGCAUCACGUACACCGUCCUGUCCUGUUGGGAUUGUUGUACAAUUGGAAUGUUGCACCGCUGGUUUUCAUACAGGCUACACGAUGGCAAACCAUAAAGACUCGUGUCAACGCGCAGCCUCUUUCUUUAUCUAUAUUGUUCCCGUUUGUGCGACUGGAAACAUCGUUGGUUAACAGGUCUGCGACCGAGGAGCGUCCGGUUAUUUUGCUUUAUUAUCUCCAGUGUGCCGGGAGCUGUGCGUUGUCUGGAGGACAUUUGCGCGCACCACUGAGAUUUAUAUUAGGGGACUCCUCUCUGAGAAACGAUUGUCUUUUGGCUGUUCUGUGUUGUGAUGCAGCAGAGUGCCGUGUUCUCGCUCAGUCUGCUCCAACAGGACCAGUUUGCUUGAGGCUGCUCAUCAGGCAGCAGGUGUGUGACAUGUGGACCACGGAAGUCUCCCAGUGACAGCUGGUGAAGGUGGUCGCUCCGCACAUUACAGGUGAGAGAAGUGACAGUCAGGGACUCGGGAUGCUCGGCCAGUCUCCUCGCCUAAGCCAAGGUGUGUUGUGGAUCCAGAAUCCAAAGACAGCUGUUCUGAGCCAGAAUGGCAUUGACCACCAGAUGUGCCCAGAGGAUGUGACAUCACAGCUGGAGGAAGAGGAGGAGUCUGUGGACGGGGGUGUUGUGCUGCUGGAUGACGACAGCCCCAGUUACCAGGAUGUCAGCCCCCCAGUGUACCAGCGCCGUUCCCCACCGCAUCGCUCUGUCUCUGAGUCUGAGCUGACACGGCCAGGGUAUGUGAAGCUGUCCAAGCCAGUUGCCCUAUGGACCCAACAGGACGUGUGCAAAUGGCUAAAAAAGCACUGCCCCAAUCAGCACCAGAUUUACAGCGACUCCUUCAAGCAACACGACAUCACAGGGCGGGCUCUGAUGAGACUGACAGAUAGAAAGCUGGAAAGAAUGGGUAUCAUGCAUGAUGCCCAGAGGCAGCACAUUCUGCAGCAGGUCCUGCAGCUUCGUGUGCGGGAGGAAGUCAGGACUCUUCAACUUCUCACACAAGCCUCUCUGGAGUGCGCUCCGUCUUCACCAUAGCCUGAUGGAGCAGGACUACCCAGUCACAAAAGGACAGAAAUGCCCACCAUCUCACCAACAUCCACCCACUAUGUGAUCCCCCAGACUUCUUCCUGGACCAAUUUCAGCUCCAUCUAACUUCUUUGGUCUCCGUGUUCGACUCCUCCAAAGGCUGAUCUGUAAAAAACAAACCCGUGCCUCCUUCGCAGCCACUCCUGAGAAGCUCCCACAAGUUCUGACUCGCCGUGUCUUCACAGUCCAAACAAUUUCUCACAGCAUCCUGGAGUCUGACCGAUAGUUUCCAUCUCCAGUCACUUCUGACCUCUACAGCCAAUUCCCCACCAGACCUGCAACUCCUACACCUCUCUCAGAGAUCCCAUCCCUCCCUCUUUUCAAGAACCACACUGACAGCCAACCCCCCUUCCCUCAGCAGCCACUGACCUAGAUGUCAAGAUUGGCUUCACUGGGUUUCCUAAAAGCAUUUAAAUAUAAAGAUACCAUUGCCGUGAGGUUGGCCAGUAGUUUUCUGUGUGGGCUAUUUUGCUUUUAGGAAAGUUAACCCCAAAAUAGUACUAGUACAGUAAGAAGUGACACCCACGAUAUAACUCCACUGUCACUAAACACAGUCUCAUGGUCUGGUUGUGGCAUGUUAGCUCCAUCGCCGUGUAUUUUCUCCAGUGAGUAUUCUUGUGGUGCACUGCUGAGCCUGGUUCUGCCACUAAGACCUAUCAGUAGUGGCAGAAAAA
This is a messenger RNA of Monopterus albus (swamp eel), 1871 nucleotides long. It is a transcript of the gene samd12, whose product is annotated as sterile alpha motif domain containing 12. Lineage: Eukaryota; Metazoa; Chordata; Actinopteri; Synbranchiformes; Synbranchidae. The coding region runs from base 583 to 1146 and encodes 187 amino acids. The transcript has 5 exons. The record is from RefSeq and is a predicted model, not a curated record. Gene Ontology annotation, cellular component: cytoplasmic side of plasma membrane. Gene Ontology annotation, biological process: cell surface receptor protein tyrosine kinase signaling pathway. Gene Ontology annotation, molecular function: protein binding.